AAGCAACUGCUCAUGCGCGAGAAACAUCAAAACAAGCACAAAGACAGAUUUCAAAUCCUUGCAACACCGGUGAACAUUACACAAAUUGUGUUACUAAGUAAGAAAUCAUUAUCUAUUAUUAAUGUGUCUCACUUAACCUUACUACGGUUUUAGUUGUGCUUGUAAUCAGUACGUUAGUUUGCUUGUAGGGGAUUCUGUUGGGUCUGUUUGCUAGCUAGCUAACCAUGCUAGCUAGCUAACACUAAGCCAGAAAGACUAAAGUAUUUCUGACUUGGUUAGCUAGCUAGCUCUCGUUCACCCAAGAGAGAGGGCCUAUCUCGGGCUAGCUAACAAUAACGUUAGCUAGACCGUUCGGUUUCGUCUUUAUUAUUUCCUUAGAAGUAUUAGCUAACUAUCAGUAAUGGUAAGUCAGACAGAAUUUGGUAGUAGGUUCAAGAAUUUAACUAAGAAUUAGUUAGCUAGCGCUUUUAAAACUAGCAAGUUGCAUAGACAAUGCUAGUCUCAACUGAUGUGGAACACAAGCCUUCGAACUUGUGUUUUUGCAUGCAUGUUGUUAUUUAGGAAUGAUCCUUGUCAGCAAAUAGACAGUAGUAAGUCAUGUUCGGCGUAGUAUAUAUAUAUAUACAUACAGUCAGGGAAAAAAGUAUUUGAUCCCCUGCUGAUUUUGUACGUUUGCCCACUGACAAAGACAUGAUCAGUCCAUAAUUUUAAUGGUAGGUUUAUUUGAACAGUGAGAGACAGAAUAACAACAAAAAAAUCCAGAAAAACGCAUGUCAAAAAUGUUAUAAAUUGAUUUGCAUUUUAAUGAGGGAAAUAAGUAUUUGACCCCUCUGCAAAACAUGACUUAGUACUUAGUUGUAAAACCCUACGUUUCUUGUAGCUGGCCACCAGGUUUGCACACAUCUCAGGAGGGAUUUUGUCCCACUCCUCUUUGCAGAUCUUCUCCAAGUCAUUAAGGUUUCGAGGCUGACGUUUGGCAACUCGAACCUUCAGCUCCCUCCACAGAUUUUCUGUGGGAUUAAGGUCUGGAGACUGGCUAGGCCACUCCAGGACCUUAAUGUGCUUCUUCUUGAGCCACUCCGUUGUUGCCGUGGCCGUGUGUUUUGGGUCAUUGUCAUGCUGGAAUACCCAUCCACGACCCAUUUUCAAUGCCCUGGCUGAGGGAAGGAGGUUCUCACCCAAGAUUUGACGGUACAUGGCGCCGUCCAUCGUCCCUUUGAUGCAGUGAAGUUGUCCUGUCCCCUUAGCAGAAAAACACCCCCAAAGCAUAAUGUUUCCACCUCCAUGUUUGACGGUGGGGAUGGUGUUCUUGGGGUCAUAGGCAGCAUUCCUCCUCCUCCAAACAUGGCGAGAUGAGUUGAUGCCAAAGAGCUCGAUUUUGGUCUCAUCUGACCACAACACAUUCAGACAGUUCUCCUCUGAAUCAUUCAGAUGUUCAUUGGCAAACUUCAGACGGGCCUGUAUAUGUGCUUUCUUGAGCAGGGUGACCUUGCGGGCACUGCAGGAUUUCAGUCCUUCACGGCGUAGUGUGUUACCAAUUGUUUUCUUGGUGACUAUGGUCCCAGCUGCCUUGAGAUCAUUGACAAGAUCCUCCCGUGUAGUUCUGGGCUGAUUCCUCACCAUUCUCAUGAUCAUUGCAACUCCACGAGGUGAGAUCUUGCAUGGAGCCCCAGGCCGAGGGAGAUUGACAGUUAUUUUGUGUUUCUUCCAUUUGCUAAUAAUCGCACCAACUGUUGUCACCUACUCACCAAGCUGCUUGGCAAUGGUCUUGUAGCCCAUUCCAGCCUUGUGUAGGUCUACAAUCUUGUCCCUGACAUCCUUGGAGAGCUCUUUGGUCUUGGCCAUGGUGGAGAGUUUGGAAUCUGAUUGAUUGAUUGCUUCUGUGGACAGGUGUCUUUUCUACAGGUAACAAGCUGAGAUUAGGAGCACUCCCUUUAAGAGUGUGCUCCUAAUCUCAGCUCGUUACCUGUAUAAAAGACACCUGGGAGCCAGAAAUCUUUCUGAUUGAGAGGGGGUCAAAUACUUAUUUCCCUCAUUAAAAUGCAAAUCAAUUUAUAACAUUUUUGACAUGCAUUUUUCUGGAUUUUGUUGUUGUUAUUCUGUCUCUCACUGUUCAAAUAAACCUACCAUUAAAAUUAUAGACUGAUCAUGUCUUUGUCAGUAGGCAAACAUACAAAAUCAGCAGGGGAUCAAAUACUUUUUUCCCUCACUGUAUAUAUAUAUACAGUGGGGAGAACAAGUAUUUGAUACACUGCCGAUUUUGCAGGUUUUCCUACUUACAAAGCAUGUGGAGGUCUGUAAUUUUUAUCAUAGGUACACUUCAACUCUGAGAGACGGAAUCUAAAACAAAAAUCCAGAAAAUCACAUUGUAUGAUUUUUAAGUAAUUAAUUUGCAUUUUAUUGCAUGACAUAAGUAUUUGAUCACCUACCAACCAGUAAGAAUUCCGUCUCUCACAGACCUGUUAGUUUUUCUUUAAGAAGCCCUCCUGUUCUCCAAUCAUUACCUGUAUUAACUGCACCUGUUUGAACUCGUUACCUGUAUAAAAGACACCUGUCCACACACUCAAUCAAACAGACUCCAACCUCUCCACAAUGGCCAAGACCAGAGAGCUGUGUAAGGACAUCAGGGAUAAAAUUGUAGACCUGCAUAAGGCUGGGAUGGGCUACAGGACAAUAGGCAAGCAGCCUGGUGAGAAGGCAACAACUGUUGGCGCAAUUAUUAGAAAAUGGAAGAAGUUCAAGAUGAUGGUCAAUCACCCUCGGUCUGGGGCUCCAUGCAAGAUCUCACCUCGUGGGGCAUCAAUGAUCAUGAGGAAGGUGAGGGAUCAGCCCAGAAUUACACGGCAGGACCUGGUUAAUGACCUGAAGAGAGCUGGGACCACAGUCUCAAAGAAAACCAUUAGUAACACACUACGCCGUCAUGGAUUAAAAUCCUGCAGUGCACGCAAGGUCCCCCUGCUCAAGCCAGCGCAUGUCCAGGCUCGUCUGAAGUUUGCCAAUGACCAUCUGGAUGAUCCAGAGGAGGAAUGGGAGAAGGUCAUGUGGUCUGAUGAGACAAAAAUAUAGCUUUUUGGUCUAAACUCCACUCGCUGUGUUUGGAGGAAGAAGAAGGAUGAGUACAACCCCAAGAACACCAUCCCAACCGUGAAGCAUGGAGGUGGAAACAUCAUUCUUUGGGGAUGCUUUUCUGCAAAGGGGACAGGACGACUGCACCGUAUUGAGGGGAGGAUGGAUGGGGCCAUGUAUCGCGAGAUCUUGGCCAACAACCUCCUUCCCUCAGUAAGAGCAUUGAAGAUGGGUCAUGGCUGGGUCUUCCAGCAUGACAACGACCCGAAACACACAGCCAGGGCAACUAAGGAGUGGCUACGUAAGAAGCAUCUCAAGGUCCUGGAGUGGCCUAGCCAGUCUCCAGACCUGAACCCAAUAGAAAAUCUUUGGAGGGAGCUGAAAGUCCGUAUUGCCCAGCGACAGCCCCGAAACCUGAAGGAUCUGGAGAAGGUCUGUAUGGAUGAGUGGGCCAAAAUCCCUGCUGCAGUGUGUGCAAACCUGGUCAAGACCUACAGGAAACGUAUGAUCUCUGUAAUUGCAAACAAAGGUUUCUGUACCAAAUAUUAAGUUCUGCUUUUCUGAUGUAUCAAAUACUUAUGUCAUGCAAUAAAAUGCAAAUUAAUUACUUAAAAUUCAUACAAUGUGAUUUUCUGGAUUUUUGUUUUAGAUUCUGUCUCUCACCGUUGAAGUGUACCUAUGAUAAAAAUUACAGACCUCUACAUGCUUUGUAAGUUGGAAAACCUGCAAAAUCGGCAGUGUAUCAAAUACUUGUUCUCCCCACUGUAUAUAUAUGAGUAUAAUUUUUACAAAAGAGAAUCAUCAAAAAAUGCCAUCAGCUUUGCACACUUAAAUUGAUGACAUUGGCACACACUAACUUGAACUAACGUUACCACAUUCUGAUGUUGCUUUUGUAUCCAUUCUAGGCUUUCACUGACUUCUCUUCUUUUAUUGGACACUGGAUAGACCGCAUUACAUCCUUCCAAGCACAGAGGUGACUCUCUGUGUCACUGCUCAGUCAUGGACACAGGUUCUGUAGCAGGUAGGACCAGUUCGGUCUCCGAGGAGAUGGAGGGGAUAUGUGUGAUGCCAGAUAUGAGCAGCAUCAAGUCGGAACACCCGGGUGGGAGUGCGGACGACACAGGUGCACAGAACGUGGCCAUGGGGAUCAAGUUCAUCCUUCCCAACCGCUUCGAUAUGAACGUGUGCUCGAGGUUCGUCAAGUCGCUCAACGAGGAGGACAGCAAAAACAUCCAGGACCAGGUCAACUCCGACUUGGAGGUGGCAUCUGUUUUAUUUAAAGGUACCAACUGACUACCAAGUGUUGACGCACUCCUUAUUAGUAUUACAAUGUGCUUUCCUUAUUUGACCCCAGAGAAUCAGAGGAGGUAUUUUGCUCCUCAAUUGAGCUGAGCUGAUGGUUGAUGCUAUAUCUCUUUUGCCUCUUUCAGCCGAGUGUAAUAUUCAGACGUCGCCCUCACCAGGGAUACAAGUGCGUCAUGUUUACACCCCAUCCACCACCAAACACUUCUCCCCUAUCAAACAGUCGACAACACUCACCAACAAGCACCGCGGCAACGAGGUGUCCUCCACUCCUCUUUUGGUCCACUGUAAGUACCUGAGCUCAUCCUAAACUACAGAAGAAGAGGCUUGCUUUAUUGUCCAAUGUACACAGAUUUCCAAUAGAAACUUGUCCUCUGCUUUAUUCCAAACCCUCCGAAAUACACACAUACACAAUUACACUUACAGAGGUUGGAGCAGAGGGCAGCUAUAUGACGGCGUCCAUCCUACAUUUGUCACACAUCACUUAGCCUCUUAAACAUAGAAUAGAACACAAAACGUACCUGACUCUAACAUUGACUGAUGGCUGCUUGACCUCUGACCUGUGACUUAUGCCUUCUUUCCAGCCCUGUCCAUUCACCAGCUGGCAGCACAAGGAGAAAUGGUGUUCUUGGCCAGCAGGAUUGAACAAGGUGACGAUGUCCCUCAGUUGUAUUUAUGUCUGUUUGUUAAUGUUAUAUUGAUGCUGUUGGGCUCCUUACAACCAUGAACAGUCACAUAAUUAACAGUUGGUAAGAUACAAAUAAUAUGUAGUCAAGAAUGUCUAUAAAGGGCUUCACUGGUUGACUAGAAACGUGUUAUUGACCGCUUUGAUGUUGUUGUUUGUAUGGCUGUAGAGACAGUGAUUAAUCUGCAGGAUGAGGAAGGCUUCACCCCCCUGAUGUGGGCUGCAGCACACGGACAGAUAGCAGUCGUAGAGUUCCUGCUCCAGAACGUAAGAACAAUGACAUGUUGAGACAUACACUAUAUAUACAAAAGUAUGUGGACAUCCCUUCAAAUUAGUGGAUUCGGCUAUUUCAGCCACACCUGUUGCUGACAGGUGUAUAACAUCGAGCACACAGCCAUGCAAUCUCCAUUGACAAACAUUGGCAGUAGAAUGGCCUUACCGAAGAGCUCAGUGACUUUCAACGUGGCACCGUCAUAGGAUGCCACCUUUACAAGUCAGUUCGUAACUGAGAGACCAACUCCAUAUUAAUGGCCAUGAUUUUGGAAUGAGAUGUUCGGCGAGCAGGUGUCCACAUACUUUUGGUCAUAUAGUGUAACAACCCAGCAAAUGACUUUAUUUCAGAGAUAUGCAGUAACAUACCGUCAUACUGUUACCUAAAAUGCACAUAGUACAUUAGACAGGAAAACACCACAAAUAACAUUAACAUACUGUAUACAGUAUAUGUAUUGUUGAAGACGUUUAGACCAGAUGCUUUUAAUUUAAUUUUCUCACCAAUGGUCUCUUCCAUGUCCUCUUCCUUUAGGGAGCGGACCCCAACCUGUUGGCUAAAGGCAGAGAGAGUGCUCUGUCUCUGGCCUGCAGUAAGGGAUACACAGACAUCGUGAAGAUGCUCAUUGAUUGUGGGGUGGAUGUCAAUGAAUAUGACUGGGUAGGAAUGUCACAUCAGGAUUUUCAUCUGUAUGGCUUAAUUUAAUGUACAGUAUAUCGAACCAAUCAUAGAGCAACAUUUGUUCCUGUUGAAGAUUGUCACUCUUCUUGCGGUUUCAGAACGGAGGGGUUCCCGUGCUCUACGCCGUCCAUGGAAACCAUUUGCGUUGUGUGGAAAUUCUCCUAGGUAAGAACUGACUGACUGACUGACUGACGGACGGACGGAGCGAGCCUGUACAGGAGGAAAUGAAACCCUGACUGACUGACCUUCCAUUCAGCAGACUUACUGUACUAACCAACAACAUUGGUGGCAACUGUCACUUUCUAGAUGAAUGAUGAUUCUCUGACUUUUAUUAACUGAGUCAAUAUGUUGUGUUGUAAAAAGCUUGGUCUGCGCUGAUGAUUUUGAUGAGAUAUGUUGCUUAUAUUUAGGCUGUGUUUUGAUCCAGACUGGUCUGUAAUCUGACAUCUUCCAUCUUUUCCUGUCACAGAAAGUGGUGCCGACCCCACCAUUGAGUCUGACUCUGGCUUCAACGCUAUGGAUAUGGCUGUGGCAAUGGGCCAUAGGAAUGGUAUACAAAAAUGCAUCUCAUACAUAUCAUAUUUAGGCUAUAUACUUCUCAUCAUGAAGAACAUGUUUAAAUAUCAUGACUAAAGAGGUAUUGUAGUCUAGGCAUACAUACAUAAAGUAUUGUAGUGUAGGGAUAAAUACAUAAUGUGUUGUAGUCUAGGCAUACAUACAUAAAGCGGAAAUAUAGCAUUUCUUUAUUUGUCUUAUGCCCGAUCUACUUUCAUAAAGAUAUUACUCUAUUACCCACUAGCUAUCUUGGAAUAUGUUUAAAGAAAUACAAGGGUAUUUGGUGAAAGAGUUCCUUCUAGUCCGUGUGUAACAGUAAUCCCUGUCCUUCCCACCCACAUCCCAUCUUACGCAAUCAGAUUUCUGUGUUUUGAUACAACUAUGCAAAUGUGGCCAUCUUAGCAGGAUCUCCUCUGAUUCUAACAGUCGGUUCCACUGGUUCCACUAGGCCGGACUAGGAUCAGAGUUAAAACAGGAAGUAAACUUGUUAUGGUGCUGUGUAUGUCAAGGAUAGACAUGCACAAAAUAAGCCCAGUAGCUGUAAUGAUUUCAUGACUUGGAUGUUUGUCCUAUGGUAUGAACAGGGAUUUAAUGUUUAAAAUGCCGGCAUUUCGAAGCUUGGAUGUUUGUCCUAUGGUAAAAACAGGGAUUUAAUGUUUAAAAUACCGGCAUUUCGGAGCUUGGAUGUUUGUCCUAUGGUAUGAACAGGGAUUUAAUGUUUAAAAUGCCGGCAUUUCGGAGCUGUAAUUAAAUUAUAUUUUCUCAGCUUGAGGAUAGCUUUAACUAACUAGCAUUCCUAUUUACCUUUAAUGAACCCUACCAGAUACUUGCCUUUUAGAUGUUUGCUCAAUACUCAAACUUUCAGAUUUUUGCUUUAAAAAAAUAUAUAAAAACUUCCAAAACCUCAAUUUUGCAUGAUAUCUCUGUGCAGUUGUAGGCUAUGGCUGAAACAUGUCUCUCUUCUCUGACCAGUCCAACAGGUGAUGGAGGCCCACCUACUGAAGCUGCUGAUGGGGAUCAGAGAGUGACCCACUAACCUGGGGGACAAGAGGAGGAAGGACUGCCUGUGAAUGGAAAUACAGUGGACACCAUAAUGAAGAAAGAAAUAUGUCUGAGGACAAUCGUGUAGCAUGUUUGAGACUGUCUUAUCUGUUAGGGUGAAGCUCAGGUGUGAAUGGUUUUGAUGAAGCAUGUGUGAGUAUUUAUGGAGACACGCAACUCAAAUGUGUAUGUUUCAGGCCUCCGUUUUGGGUAGACGCCCUUUUCUUUAGGAGUUUAGUUUGUUACAAUGUAAAUACGUUUUGAGCCAAAUGCUAAUGUAGAAAGUAGUGCAUAAACCCAAACGUCUGCUCUAAUUGUGCAUCGAUAUCAAUGGGAGAUGUUUGUGAAAGUUUAAGAUAUAAGUUCACACUUUUCAUUUGAGAAUUCUGCUCAAGAAACGGGUAAACACUAUAACGUUGUGAUGAAAUUAAGUAGAUCUAAUUGAUUGUUUAGAAAAAAAGUUAUGUUUUUGUGUAUGUUUAUGACUGACUGACUUACAUUGGAGGAAGUAGGUUGUUUUCAAUCAAAAUGGUAAUAAAUAAACAAAUAGCUUCUUAACG
Molecule: messenger RNA, 8158 nt
Organism: Coregonus sp. 'balchen'
Lineage: Eukaryota; Metazoa; Chordata; Actinopteri; Salmoniformes; Salmonidae
Source: the annotation of a GenBank genome assembly